AUGACCCACCAAACUCAUGCAUAUCACAUAGUUAAUCCAAGUCCAUGACCAUUAACUGGAGCCUUUUCAGCCCUCCUUCUAACAUCAGGUCUAGUAAUAUGAUUUCACUAUAAUUCAAUUACACUAUUAACCCUUGGCCUACUCACCAAUAUCCUCACAAUAUAUCAAUGAUGACGAGACGUAAUUCGUGAAGGAACCUACCAAGGCCACCACACUCCUAUUGUACAAAAAGGACUACGAUAUGGUAUAAUUCUAUUCAUCGUCUCGGAAGUAUUUUUCUUUGCAGGAUUCUUCUGAGCGUUCUAUCAUUCUAGCCUCGUACCAACACAUGAUCUAGGAGGCUGCUGACCUCCAACAGGAAUUUCACCACUUAACCCUCUAGAAGUCCCACUACUUAAUACUUCAGUACUUCUAGCAUCAGGUGUUUCAAUUACAUGAGCUCAUCAUAGCCUUAUAGAAGGUAAACGAAACCACAUAAAUCAAGCCCUACUAAUUACCAUUAUACUAGGACUUUACUUCACCAUCCUCCAAGCUUCAGAAUACUUUGAAACAUCAUUCUCCAUUUCAGAUGGUAUCUAUGGUUCUACAUUCUUCAUGGCUACUGGAUUCCAUGGACUCCAUGUAAUUAUUGGAUCAACAUUCCUUAUUGUUUGCCUACUACGACAACUAAAAUUUCACUUCACAUCAAAACAUCACUUCGGAUUUGAAGCCGCAGCAUGAUACUGACAUUUUGUAGACGUAGUCUGACUUUUCCUAUACGUCUCCAUUUAUUGAUGAGGAUCUU
This is a messenger RNA of Mus musculus (house mouse), 784 nucleotides long. The record is from the annotation of a RefSeq genome assembly. NCBI's taxonomy places the organism in Eukaryota, Metazoa, Chordata, Mammalia, Rodentia, Muridae.